GGCACAAAAGAUUCAGAUCCAACGUCUCUAUCCCUUCUCAAAGAAAUUCAAAUUCAAAACUCCCUCUUCAGGCUCCAUCCCUCUCCCUCUUUCUGAUUUCUCUUGAAUCUCACAAUGGCAACUGGAAAUGCUUACCUAACUACGCCCACAAAAACACCAUCAUCGACGUCCACUUCGUCCCUCUCCAGGAAGCAACAGAACCCAAACUCCACCUCCACCACUUCCUCUUCCAGUUCCAGAUUCGAGGCCUACAAUCGCUUGCAAGCAGCCGCUGUAGCCUUCGGAGAGAAACUUCCUAUUCCUGAGAUCGUAGCACUUGGUGGACAAUCUGAUGGCAAGAGUUCGCUUCUCGAAGCACUACUCGGCUUCCGCUUCAAUGUCCGCGAGGUCGAGAUGGGCACCCGCAGGCCUCUCAUUCUCCAGAUGGUCCAUGAUCAUACUGCUGUGGAGCCCCGUUGUCGUUUUCAGGAAGAGGAUUCUGAGGAAUAUGGAAGCCCUGUUGUGUCAGCCACGACUAUUGCAGAUAUUAUAAAAUCACGUACAGAAGCACUUUUGAAAAGGACUAAAGCUGCAGUUUCUUCCAAGCCUAUUGUGAUGAGAGCUGAAUAUGCACAUUGUCCUAACCUCACCAUUAUUGAUACCCCAGGCUUUGUUCUUAAGGCAAAGAAGGGGGAACCAGAGAAAACUCCUGAAGAAAUUCUUUCGAUGGUGAAGUCAUUGGCCAGCCCUCCCCACCGCAUUCUCUUGUUCCUUCAACAAAGUAGUGUGGAAUGGUGCUCAUCUCUAUGGUUGGAUUCAAUUCGGGAGAUUGAUCCAAGCUUCAGAAGGACAAUAAUAGUUGUCUCUAAAUUUGACAAUCGGCUCAAGGAAUUUAGUGAUCGGUGGGAAGUGGACCGAUAUUUGAGUGCAAGUGGGUACCUUGGUGAGGGAACUCGCCCAUUCUUUGUUGCUUUACCGAAGGACAGAAGCACCAUAUCAAAUGAUGAGUUCCGCAGGCAAAUAUCUCAGGUGGAUUCAGAAAUUGUGCGUCAUUUGCGUGAGGGUAUUAAAGGAGGGUUUGAUGAAGAAAAGUUUAGGCCCUAUAUUGGUUUCAGCAGUCUGAGGGACUAUUUGGAAUCAGAGCUGCAGAAAAGAUACAAAGAAGCUGCUCCUGCAACACUAGCUUUACUUGAGCAACGCUGCUGUGAAGUUGCCUCUGAGCUGGCAAAGAUGGAUUCAAAAAUAGAGGCAACUUCUGAUGUCGCUCAGCUGCGCAGAUCUGCAAUGUUGUGCACAGCUUCUAUUUGCAGUAAUGUGGGAGCUUUGGUUGAUGGAGCAGCAGAUCCUGCACCAGAGCAGUGGGGGAAAACAACAGAAGAGGAGAAGUCAGAGAGUGGUAUUGGGAGUUGGCCAGGCGUUACUGUCAUCAUAAAACCUCCUAAUGCUACUCUCAGGCUCUAUGGAGGAGCUGCUUUUGAAAGAGUGAUACAUGAGUUCAGGUGUGCUGCAUAUUCCAUUGAAUGCCCCCCAGUGUCAAGAGAGAAGGUGGCAAAUAUUUUGCUUGCCCAUGCUGGCCGAGGAGGGGGUAGAGGUGUAACAGAAGCUGCUGCAGAGAUUGCCCGUGCUGCUGCCCGGUCAUGGCUUGCUCCUCUUCUUGACACUGCUUGUGAUAGGCUUGCCUUUGUUUUAGGGAACCUCUUUGAUCUUGCUCUAGAAAGAAACCGUUUUCGUAAUUCAGAAUAUGCAAAGCAAAGUGGAAAUAUAGAUGGAUAUGUUGGCUUUUAUGCUGCCUUAAGGCAUGCUUACAAUCAAUUCGUAAGAGAUCUUGCCAAACAAUGUAAGCAAUUAGUUCGACAUCAUCUUGAUUCAGUUACCAGCCCAUAUUCUCAAGUUUGUUAUGAGAAUGACUUUCAAGGAGGCUUUGGAUUGAGUGGGACAUCUUUUUUUAAAUUAAACCAAGCAUCUGCUGGUUCAUUUUAUUUCGAGCUAUCAGAUGCCAGGGAAUCAUCUCAUGAUGAAACAAUGAGAGACCAAGAGAACAUACCUCCAGAGAAGAAAGUACAGCAAACCACUCCAGGAAAAGGAGCAGAAGCUAGAGAAGCACUCAAAGAAAGCCAAAUGACUGUGCCUGAGACUCCAUCUCCUGACCAACCAUGCGAUGUGGUAUAUGGUGUGGCAAAGAAGGAGCAUGGAAACUGCAUUGAAAUUGGCCCAAGAAAGCGGAUUUCAAGAAUGACAGGAAAUAGCGAAAAUUGUAGAGUUCAAAACGGUGGUGGUCCUCUAUUUGGAAAUGGGGAAAGCGGUUCAAGAUCUUGCUCAGCUUACUCAGAAAUAUGCUCAUCUGCUGCACAGCAUUUUGCACGGAUACGUGAAGUUCUUGUUGAGCGAAGUGUAAUGUCAACCUUGAACUCUGGCUUUUUGACCCCCUGCCGGGAUAGGCUCGUUGUGGCUCUAGGGUUGGAUUUGUUUGCUGUAGGUGAUGAGAAAUUUAUGGACAUGUUCGUUGCACCGGAUGCCAUUGAUGUGCUACAGAAUGAGCGACAAUCUCUUCAGAAGCGUCAGAAAAUACUCCAAUCCUGCUUGAGCGAGUUCAAAAGUGUUGCUCGUGCUCUUUGAUGGCAGCCUAGUUCCACAUCCUUCAAAUGUUUCACUUCUAGUGAACAAUGCAAAGUUCCCACUGCAGGGCCUGCUCGUUGAUCUCUUAGCUUGUUAUUGACGGAACCAUUUCAUUAUUUGAUAACCAAGUUAUAAUAGUUGCAAAAGUUCCGCUCCUGCUAUUAUGUACAGAAUAUUUUUUUUCUUGUGAUGCCCAAUUUACUCGAGUGUUCCUUUCA
Messenger RNA from Manihot esculenta (cassava), 2813 nucleotides. RefSeq names its product dynamin-related protein 5A. The record is from RefSeq and is a predicted model, not a curated record. Gene Ontology annotation, cellular component: cytoplasm; membrane; microtubule. The transcript is spliced from 8 exons. Lineage: Eukaryota; Viridiplantae; Streptophyta; Magnoliopsida; Malpighiales; Euphorbiaceae. Gene Ontology annotation, molecular function: microtubule binding; GTP binding; GTPase activity. The coding region runs from base 115 to 2595 and encodes 826 amino acids.